AUGUGGAUUUAUUGGAUGACACAACUUCACUGUUCAUACAGCAUCUGAAAAUCUCUCCUCUUCUCCGUCAGUCCGUCCUCAUUUUAGCACGCCCAAAUUCUUUGCCACCAAUUCCCUCCCACGAGAGAGAAAAUGUCCCCGGAAAAACCCACCACCACAGCACCACAGGCAGAGAUUGAUGAAACAUCCGAGUCCAGAAACCAAGCUCGGCUAGCCAUCAUGGAGUUAGCCAACAUGAUAAGCAUUCCCAUGGCGCUAAACGCCGUUGUACGCCUCAAAGUUCCCACCGCAAUAUGGUCUUCCGGCGCCAACACCCCUCUUACCGCCGCCGAGAUCAUCCCUCUCAUCCUCCCCAACAACCCCCACGCCGACGCCGACAACCUCGGCCGCCUCCUUCGCCUUCUCACUACCUACGGCGUGUUUUCCGAACAUCCUCCUAUCUCCGGAGAAAAUAUGAGGCGUUUUUCAUUGACGGAGGUCGGACGGACUUUGGUAGAAGGCGAUGGCGACGGGUUGUCUUACGGGGAGUAUGUGCUACAGCACCACCAAGACGCGCUGGUGCGGGGGUGGACGCUGGUGGACCAUGCGGUGAAAGGGCCCACAUCUAAGACCCCAUUCGAGGUGGCGAAUGGGGAGCCGGCGUACGAUUACUACGGGAGGAGUGAGGAAAUGAAUGUGCUGAUGCAGCGGGCGAUGGCGGGGGUGUCAGUUCCGUUUAUGAAGGCGGUGGUUGGUGGUGGGUAUGAUGGGUUUGAUGGGGUGAAGAGGUUGGUGGAUGUGGGUGGGAGUGCUGGUGAUUGUGUAAAGAUGAUUAUGAGUAAAUAUGAGUGUAUUAAGGAAGGGAUUAACUUUGAUCUUCCGGAAGUUGUUGCUCAAGCUCCUCUAAUCACAGGUGUGACUCAUGUGGGCGGAGACAUGUUCAAAUCGAUUCCUUGCGGUGAUGCAAUCUUCAUGAAGUGGGUAUUAACGACAUGGAGUGACAAUGAAGUGAAGCAGAUAAUGAAAAAGUGUAACGAGGCCUUGCCAGCAGGGGGGAAAUUGAUAGCCUGUGAGCCAGUAUUGCCUGAGAGGUCAGAUGACAGUCAUCGAACAAGAGCCCUACUUUCAGGAGACAUCUUCGUGAUGACAAUUUAUGGGGCAAAAGGCAGGCACAGGAUGGAGGAAGAGUACCGACAGCUUGGGAUCUCUGUAGGUUUUCCACAUUUCAGGGCGGUACACAUUGACUACUUCUUCACCAUCCUUGAAUUUCAGAAGUGAUUCUUAAUUCUAAUGUCAUUGAUUUCAAAAACAUGCAGUGAAAUUGGCUAAUAGUUGCAUUGCCCUCCUCUUGAAUAAGUUAUAAGUGAUAAUCUUUUCGUAGCACAAUGAUGCCUAAUUUAGUUGGUGAACUUGUCAGGUAGUUUUAGAGGAAAAGGUCUGCACCUUUUCUGCUUUCCUAUGCUGUAUGAUGUAUGCUGUAUGCUGUAUGCUGUAUGCUGUAUGCUGUAUGCUGUAUGCUGUAUGCUGUAUGCUGUAUGCUGUAUGUUCUAUGUGCAGGGCUGGUUUACUCUGUGUAAUGUUUUACUCUGGCUCCAAUUUGCAAGUUAGGGACUUGGAUUUCCUCAGAACUACAAGCUAUCAGGAUAGUCCCCUUGAUUUUGGAACAAAUUAAAAGACCUGAAAAUCUAGAGCUGGCGUUCGGGUUAAAGUCUGGUUAUGUCAGUCAGAUCGCCCGGACAUGAUUAUGUUGGGAAGCAUUAAUUAUUCUUAGACUAUUCGUUCAUGGAGUGAUACUGUGAUACGUUGUUUUACUAGCCAUCUUUGCAACUUUUGCAAGGUCUCACAAAUUAAGUCGUGUACUCGUUGCAGCAAUUGGCAAUUGUGAUAGUUUCCCUAAUGUAGUUGACGUUGUUGUCAACAAACAUAAGCUUAUUACCUACUUUUUUUCUUAUAAAUAUUGGUUCCUCGUUUACAGUUA
Messenger RNA from Spinacia oleracea (spinach), 1957 nucleotides. RefSeq names its product nicotinate N-methyltransferase 1. Bases 133 to 1257 code for a protein of 374 amino acids. The transcript is spliced from 3 exons. The record is from RefSeq and is a predicted model, not a curated record. Lineage: Eukaryota; Viridiplantae; Streptophyta; Magnoliopsida; Caryophyllales; Amaranthaceae. Gene Ontology annotation, molecular function: protein dimerization activity; O-methyltransferase activity.